Solanum stenotomum is the source of this 978-nucleotide messenger RNA. RefSeq names its product NAD(P)H-quinone oxidoreductase subunit S, chloroplastic. Gene Ontology annotation, biological process: photosynthetic electron transport chain. The coding region runs from base 140 to 886 and encodes 248 amino acids. The record is from RefSeq and is a predicted model, not a curated record. NCBI's taxonomy places the organism in Eukaryota, Viridiplantae, Streptophyta, Magnoliopsida, Solanales, Solanaceae. The transcript has a single exon.
ACAAAAACAGAUUGGUGGUCAGAAUUUAAAAGGACAAGUUACAGUUUCCCAUUUCUACAAAACACUUCUUGUCAUCUCAUCUCAUCUCAUCCUCCACUAUCAUCUUUCCCAAAUCCAAGUUCUUGAAAAAAUCAAAACCAUGGCUUCUGCUUCUUCCUUUCAACUCUCAAGCCUUCAAAUUCAAACCCCACCUCUUAAAAAAUCUAACUUUCUUGGUCAAUCUGUCAACCUCAACCUCAAUAGUAGUGUUCAUACAAAAACAACUAUGAAAUCAUCUUCAAACUCAGUUACACCAAUAGCAAAAUUCAAUCUUUAUGAGAUUCUUGGAGGUAGAGGUCUCUGUAAUGGAGAAGAGGGUAUAGAGAAAGAGCUAAAAAAGUCGAUUUCCGAAGAACAAAAGGCAGCAGGAUCAGCAGCAGCAGCAGCUAGUGAUGAUGAUAAUCAAGAAAACAAGGAGACUGGGGAGAUACCGGAGGACGGAUUUGAGAAAGAAAUGAUGGGGUUUACUGGCGGAUUUCCGGGAGGUGAAAAGGGUCUAAAGAAAUUCAUAGAGAAAAAUCCACCACCACCCAAGAAAACAGAAUCAAGUAUGGUUUCUGGUUUUAAUCAAAGUCUUGUGAAGAAACCAAAACCACCUGAACUACCACUUUUGUUACCUGGGAUGAUUGCUAUUGUCAAGAAUUCUAAUAAUCCAUAUUAUAUGUAUUGUGGGAUUGUGCAGAGGAUUACUGAUGGGAAAGCUGCUGUGCUUUUUGAAGGUGGGAAUUGGGAUAGGUUGAUAUCUUUCAGGCUCGAAGAACUUGAACGUAGAGAAAAAGGACCACCAAUGGUGAAUCUUAAGUCUGUGAUACUUGAGAAGAUGGUAGAAAACAGCUCUGAAGCUUGAAUUGCUUCACUUUUUAUUGAGUAGAUUGUUUGUUCUUUUGUCUUUUGGGUUGUUGUACAUACAAUCUGUUAGUUUUGUAAUGGCAAUGGCAU